This is a messenger RNA of Vanessa atalanta (red admiral), 866 nucleotides long. It is a transcript of the gene eca, whose product is annotated as transmembrane emp24 domain-containing protein eca. Gene Ontology annotation, cellular component: COPII-coated ER to Golgi transport vesicle; endoplasmic reticulum-Golgi intermediate compartment; Golgi apparatus. NCBI's taxonomy places the organism in Eukaryota, Metazoa, Arthropoda, Insecta, Lepidoptera, Nymphalidae. Gene Ontology annotation, biological process: Golgi organization; intracellular protein transport; endoplasmic reticulum to Golgi vesicle-mediated transport. The record is from RefSeq and is a predicted model, not a curated record. The coding region runs from base 59 to 712 and encodes 217 amino acids. The transcript has 4 exons.
GUGUCAUGUCAUUCCGUAUUGCUUCCCAUCUUCGCCGACUGUAUUGUUAGAAGAAAACAUGAUUCUAUUUAAUUUUGCGUCAUUAGUGUCCUUUUUAUUAGUAUUAGAUGUUACAACAGCUUUAUAUUUUCAUAUAGCAGAAGGGGAGAGAAAAUGUUUUAUCGAGGAAAUACCUGACGACACAACUGUAAUUGUAAAUUAUAAGGUAGAGUUGUAUGAUCCUCGAUCAGGAGGUUUUAUGCCAUCGUCUCCUGGGAUUGGCAUGCACGUUGAAGUCCGCGACCCCAACGAUCGUAUAGUGCUUUCUCGAGUGUAUUCUUCUGAAGGAAUGAUAUCAUUUACUUCUGCAACACCCGGUGAACAUGUCAUAUGCAUGUAUUCAAACAGUACAUCUUGGUUCAGUGGAUCACAGCUAAGAGUGCAUUUAGACAUUCAAGUUGGUGAACAUGCAGUGGACUAUGCAAAUGUAGCACAAAAGGACAAGUUGACAGAAUUGCAAUUGAGGAUAAGACAGUUGCUUGAUCAAGUUCAUCAGAUCACUAAGGAGCAAAGUUAUCAGAGACACCGUGAGGAAAGAUUCAGACAGACAUCAGAAAGUACCAAUCAGAGAGUGUUAUGGUGGAGUUUGCUUCAAACCGGAGUCCUCAUAGGAAUAGGUUACUGGCAAAUGAGACAUCUUAAGAGCUUCUUCGAGGCUAAGAAAUUAGUUUAAAUCACAAUGUCCAUAGUCAUAAUAAAUAUUCUAUUUAUAUUUGAAAAGCAUUGACACCUUCAUCCUAAAAUAUUAUUUCAAUUUAUAUUUUCAUUUUACAGUAACAAAUAUGUUGUGAUAUGCAUUUUUAAUAAAAUGUGUUUCUAAAGGACAA